Molecule: messenger RNA, 3889 nt
Organism: Hylaeus anthracinus
Lineage: Eukaryota; Metazoa; Arthropoda; Insecta; Hymenoptera; Colletidae
Product: serine/threonine-protein kinase par-1
Exons: 7
Coding region: 703-3108 (801 amino acids)
Biological process (GO): peptidyl-threonine phosphorylation; peptidyl-serine phosphorylation
Molecular function (GO): ATP binding; protein serine/threonine kinase activity
Source: RefSeq, a predicted model, not a curated record
AAUAGAGCAGACAUGUUCGUUUAAGGAGUAGUUAAGAAUUGAUUCCUUUUAUUCCCUGUACAAAAUUGUCCUCAAUUGCUGUUGAAAGAUGAAGUUCGCUUUCGUUUCAUUUAAUUUCGUCGACGCGCGGAUUACAUUUGUCCCCGUUGUUUAAAAUAAUCGAGUUCGCAGCAAACGGUUAGAGAAAGGGGACGAAUCUCCGGUGAACAUGCGAGCGAUAUAGUCAGCGUAAUUUGGCGGAUGAAGAGGUUCGUCUGUGCCGGCCGAGAUUUGCGGCGUUUCGUUUUCCAAAUUGCGCAACAAUUAUCGCGGAUCAAAAAUACUGGCUUAAGAUCUAUACAGAGGAAACAGCCUGUGUCGAUGAAUUAUACAGAAACGACAUAUUUAGAGCAAUAAAGUGCAAACCACGAAUUACGACCCAGAAUCCGUGGCGUUAUUUUUAUCCGCGGCACGUGUACUCCAGAAUAACACCGAUCUUUUCACAAUACCCCGAAUCGAGUCUGACCGAUCUGGACAUUGGGAGUUCUGGGUAAGAAUCGAUGACUGGGUCUGAUCGCUGCAAUCACGCGAAAUCCCAACGAAAUCGACGAGCGCUCACCGCGAAAUGACAGAAUGUGAGCACCGCGAUCGCUGCGUCAACCACACCCCGACUUUUGGCUUUCAUUCGAGCACGCGGCCCACGAUCGACGACCGUCCGUCAGAAUGAGCUUAAUGAAGAAGGCCAUCGGCGGCUCCAUUCACAGGAUACGAGAGUUCGAGCUCGAGAAGGUGAAUUUGCUCGAUGAAUUCGAUAUUCUGCAAAUUGUGGGUGAAGGAUGGUUUGGCAAGAUCCUGCUGACCGAGCACCGCAGCACCCAGACCGAAAUGGUGCUGAAGGCGUUGCCAAAGGCAUAUACAGGCAUCACGGAUUUCUUCCGUGAGUUCCAUUACGGGCUGCACCUGGCAGCCCACAGGAACAUCAUCACCACCUACGAUGUGGCCUUCGAGACCGCAGGGUUCUACGUAUUCAGCCAGGAGUACGCUCCUUUAGGAGACCUGACAUCCAACGUGACGGAGACAGGUCUGGGCGAGCUACACGCGAAGAGGGUAGCCAGACAAUUGGCCGCAGCGGUGCAUCACAUACAUAGCCGCGACCUGGUGCACCGCGACAUCAAGCUCGACAACAUCCUCGUGUUUCGUAGCGACUUCUCGCGGAUCAAGCUAUGCGACUUCGGCGAGACCAGGCGGGCGAACACCGUCGUGCGACGACACAACGAGUGGCUACCUUACUCGCCGCCCGAGGUAUUGCAGAUCGACACUGACGAGACGUACAAAGCUCUCACGUCGCACGACGUCUGGCAAUUCGGCAUUGUCCUAUUUGUCUGUCUGACCGGAUGCCUGCCGUGGCAGAAGGCGGCGUUGGACGACCCGCGAUACACCAGAUAUCAGAACUGGCACAACGCAACGCUGAACAUAGCCAAGAAGCCGAAAUUAUUUCAGCUGAUCAGCUCGCGGGCGCAGAGAAUGUUCAAGCGACUGUUGGAUCCUAAGGCGGAGAAGAGGCCCGUCAGCGUCUUGGAAGCGAACAAAUAUCUCGAGGACAGGUGGCUGGCCAAGCUAGGCGCGGAGAAGGCCUUGAACGGUGGGGCCGACGAGAGGGACGAACUUUGCCCCUCGAUGUACAGCUUCCACAGCUCUCUCGAGGAGAAGAACCAACUUCUUCACACCCUGACCACGUACGGGAUCGAGACGACGGUAGAUCGAGCGAAGAAGAAGGAUCGAAUCAGAGAAUGGAUCCAAGCGAGCACCAUAGCCGAGGAAUACGAAGAGGACGAGUCAGAUCUAAACGAGGACGUAAGAUUCCUCGAGGAAGAGGACGAGGAACCGUCCACCAUGAAAGGCAGACACUUCCCAGAGACACGACCCGUCGUCAAACCUACGGACACGAAACGUCAGAAGCAUAGAACGCACACAUCCACGGCAAGAAAGAGACAAUCCAUCAAACCCACCGAAAGAAAGAUCCCCUUUGCGCCACAAGUCGCAGAGGAGCGCAAAACUAUAGCUCGAUUCGCGAGCUUCCCCAAUGGCGAUCCCAAUCUGGCCAUCACGAACGGAACCAACGGCCUGGUGCCCUCCUUGAGCAAUACGAUUCCCUCCACGGAAGACACCACAUCGAUCGUCAGCCGAAACGGCCAGGUCAAUAGUUCGCCGUUGAACGGUCUGAACGGUCCUCGAGACGACCCGUCAUUCCCCACAACCAGCGGUGGCUUCAGCCCUAAUUUAUCCAACGCCGAGGAAACUCCCGGGAACUCUGAUCUCCAAGAUCGAGUCGUCCCGCAGGGAGGCGUCGCGGCUGAUCGAAGUUUGCCCAGAAGUCCCCAGAUCCCUGCCAGAAAGCAUCGUUCCCAAACUGCCCCCUUCCCAGCGCCCACGUCGCCUGUCUUGAACGGAAGUCGUGCAGACGCCGCGAAGAGAAGUCUCUCCACCACGGUGCUGCCGACCACACCGACGGAGAGGUCGGUUUCGUUGCAAGACAGGUCGCUGGCGGUAUUACCGAUUCAGGCGAACGGCCAAUCGACUUCGCCGCUGGCUCGGGGCGAAAGGUCGAAUCGAUCCGUAGGCCAAUCAAUGUCUCGAGUAGAGAAUCAAUCCGUUGUAAUGGUGCCUGCGGCGGCGGUGACGGCACGAGUGGAAAAUCAAUCGAGUAACGCUUUGCCAGUUGCCCGAAAUGAGAAAUCCGCGGCUGGUCAGGUUCCCCUUGCACCAGCGAAUCCAUUGACGAUGUCCGUCGCUUCGCAUCUCGUCAUGCAAAGCUUCAACGCCUUACAGAGUCUCAACACGGAUGGGAACAACGCUGGGACAAGUCAAACAACGAAUGCAACCGCCACGCCGAAGAACAGUCCGACUUCUACUCCUGCUAAUGCUCCCAGUCCGAAGAACAGCCCUACCGUAACUCCUACGAGGACGUCUACUCCUCCCAGGCCCAGGAUCAAUCAUAGAGUCGAGGAGAAUUUUGGGUAUGGCAAGGAUCCGUUCGAGCACUACGGUAUCGUGCAGGGCGUCAUCACGAAGACCGAACGUGCCCGUCGAGGAUCGCUGGAGAGCCCCAGCAGGUCUGUCAGCAAUUGAGGAGCGGUGUUCUAGAUCAUUUCAGACACUGCUAGAGGUGAUGUCUAACAACAUGACACGUGUGUACGCGCACUCGAUGGAAGCGAUUCUUCCACUACGAUGGAAUAUUUACGAUACCUUUCUGCAUACUGGACGACCAUUCGAUCGUCAUUCUAGGAACGAAUGUACGAUUGAAAAAUGACCUAAUCGAAUAAAAUGGCUGAUACGAAGCAACGAGACCCGACGUCACUUACUUGCUGAAAAUACUUUCGUUUCGUCAAUCGACGUAUAAACGCGCCAUUUCUAAGACAAAUUUCACGGAUUGCAUAGCACUGUUAAAAAAGGAGAGCAGGAAUACCUUCGUCUACGUCAAAGUUGCAACGAUUUUACGUAAACAAACCGAAGAAUCUAUAUGCGAAAACUGAACGAAUCUGUCCUGCACGAACGACGAAAUGCUCCUCGAACAAGGCAGCCGUACGACUUUGUAGCAGAAAGUUUGUAUUAAACGGUAUGAGACAACUGUACCGUUUAGAAUUAUCCGUUCGUUGGACACGAGCCACGACCAAGUCGGCUAUAGUGAUUCUUUUGUUCCUUCGUACGUUACAUCGUGUAGGUGGCAGAUCUGGGCACGUUUGAAAUAGUGUUGUAUGUUUGUACAAACAUAGAGGGUGUCCAACACUUUGCUACCAUAUCCUAUGACCAACGAAAGAACGAAAAUAUUGUACACUUCCAUGAGAAAUUAUUAACUUUCUAAUUACGUCUUUCUAAGUGACAAAUAAAUUUUUAAAUUGGCAAACGAAAA